AUGUCCGGUCAGCAAUCGCGGCAAAGUGGGUUUGCGGAGCAGCGGCAACGGGAAGAGGAGUAUAGGCAGCGCUUUGAAAUGCUGUCGCGCUUGCAGCUGCAGCAGCAGCAGGAGCAUCAGCAGCAGCAGCAGCAGCAGCAGCAACAGCGGCAGCAGCAGCGGCAGCAGCAGCAUCAAGAACAGCAGCAGCACCACCACGAGCAGCAGCAGCAGCGCGAGCAACAGCAUAAUGAUUCCCCCCCAUCACCGUCCAUUUCCCCAUUUCCUUGUUCUUCCCCGUCGCACACGCCACAAGAAUCAACCAAUAACAUUGCGCCACGUGUCUCGGCCCAGUCUCCGCUGCUUGAGCUCGCAUGCGCCUGUCCGCAUCCCCUUGCGCAUGCGUCAGCAAGGGCGCAGCAGCCGCCCGUUGCAGCAGAGGAGGCUGUAGCGGGGCAGUUUGUAGCGGGACAGGCUGUCGCGGGGCAGGCUGCGGCGGGACAGCUUGUAACGGGGCAGCUUAUAGUGGGGGAGAGAGAGGUCCUUGCGACCAGCGCAGUUGGCAGGGGGGUAGAGGGAAGCGCGGAGGGCACUUGGGGGAGGGCGGGUGGCGCUGGGGGGAAUGCGCACUGCGUAGGCGCGAAUGGGGGGGGUGCGGGGGGGAGAGACGAGGGCGCGCGGUUCUGGGAGAGCUAUGUGGCGGAAAGGGCAGUGGCGGCGGGGGAGAUGGCGCAGCGGAAUUGGGGGGAGGAGGGGAGGGGGUGGUGGGGGUGCAUGUGGCGGUUCUUGAAUGAGAUUGCUGAUGAUUGGCGGGACGAAUCCAGGCUUGUGGUGAUGGUGGAGCGAUACAAGGUCGCAGUGGACUGCUUCUUUGCAGUCUGGUUUGUGCUCGGCAACAUCUGGGUCUUUGGUGCCAACUCCGCCGCCCAGGCCGCUCCGAUGCUGUACAAUCUGAGCGUGGUGUUUCUGACGCUCAGCUGUGUGAGCUACGCCAUGCCCUUCCUCCUCUGCGCCACCAUCUGCUGCUGCCUGCCCUGCAUCAUCACGCUCAUGGGCUUUGAUAACGAUAUCGCCUCCAUUUCUCCAGCUUCUAAGGGUGCUGCUCCUGAUGAGAUUGCCUCACUGCACUGCUUUAAGUAUAAGGAGCUUAAGAGGAGGAGGAAGGGGGGGGGUGGGAAGGGGAGCAGCAAGGGGAGUGUGGGCAGUCAGGAAGAGGAGAGCACACUGAGCGCUAGAGCCUACAGCAGUGCCAGCAGCAGCAGCAGCAGCAGCAGCAGCAGAAGGGGCAGGAGCAGUGAGGUCAUUUGCAGCAGUGGUGUGGGUGGGGGGGAGAAGUCGGAUAGUGACUCCUCGUCGGAGGAGGUGGGGCUGCUGUGGGCGGGCACGGACAAGGAGCGAGUAGUGCAAGGGGAGGAUGCGGUGUGCUGCAUCUGCCUGGGGCACUACAAGGACGGGACGGAGCUGCGGCAGCUGCCCUGCAGCCACCACUUCCACCAAUCCUGUGUUGACACCUGGCUGCGCAUCAACGCCAGCUGUCCGCUCUGCAAGGUCGACAUCAGUGCGCGGCCCAAGGAGGCUGUGGAUCCUGGUGAGGAUUUGAUCUGA
This is a messenger RNA of Closterium sp. Naga37s-1, 1584 nucleotides long. Lineage: Eukaryota; Viridiplantae; Streptophyta; Zygnematophyceae; Desmidiales; Closteriaceae. The record is from the annotation of a GenBank genome assembly.